Messenger RNA from Caenorhabditis auriculariae, 6017 nucleotides. The record is from the annotation of a GenBank genome assembly. Lineage: Eukaryota; Metazoa; Nematoda; Chromadorea; Rhabditida; Rhabditidae.
AUGACCGAAAUCCCCAAGGCGACGUUCCGCAAUUUAGCCGUUUUAUUGAUCAGAGCAGGUUUGAUUUUUUAAAUUUAUAUAGCAAAAAUUUUUUUCUGGAGUAGCAGGUAGUUCUAAAUUUUUACGGGCUAAUUCAAAAUUUAAGCUAGAAAAUGUUUGAAUAAGGCUUAAAUUUGGAGUAGGUUGCUAUUUUAGGCACACCGAUGCCACGAAAUUCCAAUUUCGCGUAAACUUUUAAAACGUCGUUUUUGAAAUCGUCGAAAUUACUUAGUACACGGAAUUAUAGUUUUCUUCAAAGUACUAGGGUGUACUAUUUUCCGGGAAAAACGAAAAACCUGAAAGUUUUUUUAAGGAAUCCGCCUGAGAGCUCGAAAUAGGACGGUUUGUUCAGCGAUUAUGAUGGUGAAUCGACUCUCGAAAACGGAUUUAAUCAAUGAUGUUUGUAAUUAUGUGAGUUUGGACUUGCUGUCUUUCGAAAACACAGUGAAAAUUUCAUAUAUCAAGCUGAAAAAUCAAAAAAAAAUCAAUGAUAAAAAUAAUCUCGCAUCGAAAUUUAAAAUUCUGAUGUGAAAAGCUAGCUUUCCCCAUAGGAAAAGAGCCAUAUAUUUAUUUGUUCCAUUGAAAGAAUUUCCCUGAAAUCACAAAAAAUGGCUUUUGCCACAAAAAUACAAGAAUUUGGCCCAUUCCCAGUCUUUAGUCGAAAAAUUGGUCUUUUUUCAAACUUUCCACGACAAACUUUGAGCCUAAAUGAUAAAUUAAAUCGUUACUCAAAUCGGUUCUGUUUGGAUUGUCAAUGGCGCGACGGUACGUCAUAUAAAUAGCAUCAAUUAAUCUCCGAAACAAACUUUUUGAGCCCCGAUUUGUGUUUAUUUAUUUAUUUUCCUGGUUUAGAAGUUGGGAAAAUGGUAAAUAAAAUGUUGAGAAAUGAAUAAACAUGUUAUUUCGAACAGGAUUUGUUAGAGUUUUGAUGAUUGAUAUGAAAAAAAAACCAUGUAUCAAUCUGCUUUUUGUAUGAUCAAGUCUUCAGAAAAAAUAAUAAAUUUGAAAAUUUUGGGCUCUUAUUAUAAAAUUCAAUAUAAAAAAAUGGUAGAAAACUACGAAAAAAAUUUCAAAAUUUUUGACCCUAAAAAAAGGAAAAAAAUCGGUUUCGGAAUCAACUGUGUAGCCGUCUAGCCACCCUCCACACUUUGAAUGCUCUCUAACUGUGCGACGGAGCGCGAUUGACCAGAAUUUUCGUCUUUUACACUAAGAAUAACUGCCGAGAUAAACGCGAGACACUGGCGGUACAUUGACGAGCUCGCAAACAUCUCGCUUUUUUUCUCGCGCCGGUCUCGCAUUUUUCUGGGCGCGAGCUCGCAUUUUUCUAGGCGCGAGCUCGCAUUUCUCUCGCAAUUUGAAAAUUUCCGAAAUGCAAGAUAAAUGCGAGAUGGCGUCGUGAAAAAUGCGAGGUCGCGCCGAGAGAAAUGCUGGAUCGCGCCUAGAAAAAAAGCGACAUUUUUGCGAGUUAGUCAAUGUACCGCCACCGAGCUCGCAUUUAUCUUGUCAGUUAUUCUUAGUGUAUUGGCACAACCAUUUUUUUUCCUUUUUUCAAUUUUUAUGUUUUUCAAUUGGUUUUCUUUUUUUUAAAUCAUUAUUUUUGGCUCAAAUGAAAAAAGGCAGUUUUUCAAACCCUUAUUGAGUAGCAAAUUCAAACUUUAACCAUCAUGAAUAAAUUUUUUUCGAAUUUCAUUCAAAGUUCAAUGGGGUUUUCGAAUUUUGUUCUUAAAUUUACAAAAUUAGUUGAAAAGUUGCUUUAUAACACAUCUUCAAUGAUCGGAACUCGAAAUGGACUUUUUUUCUAAAGUUAAAAUUUCAGAGAAAUCAAUUUUUCAAUUUUGUGUUCACAUACUUUAAACUCUUUUUUUCAAUGUAUUUUUAUUUUGUUUUUUUAAUCAAAUCGAUCCUUUACAGACCCUCGCCACGGCAUGUUUAACCGUUGCGGUCAAACAAAUGGAGGAGAAUCAUAUUGGGAUUCGCGACGUGAUUAAUUCUGUACAUAGGUGGAUAUUUGUCUUUUUUUAAAGUUUUCUCAAGGAAAAUUAGUUUUUUAUGUCCAUUUUUUAAGUUUGCAGAGAGAAAAUUUUUGUAGUUUGAAUUUAGGAAUGUAAAAUUACGCUAAAACUCAGUGAAUGAUGGCUUUUUCUGAAAAUAUGCCUUUGAAAAAGUUCUUUUUUUUGUGCUAUAAAUCUUCGAAUUCCGUUUUUAGAACAGGUUUUUUUGAAUUCAUAGUAAUUUUCAGAUUCUAAAAUUUGAUAUUUUUGAAAUUUUUUUAAUAAUUAUGUUUUUUUCGAUUGGAACACUGCUUAUUCUAGAAUUUUUGAUUCAUAUUAAAUGUCGUAAGACCAGUUUUCUUCACAAAUUUUUCAUUGAAAGCAUUUUUUCAAGCUUUGAUUGCUCAAAUUUCGUCGAGUUUGUAUCGAAAUUGACCAUUUUUGUAUAAUUUUUCAUGUUUUUCUCGUUUUCCUCGUAUCAAUUUUUCCCAGAGUUCUUCAUCCGGACGAAAAAAUGAUGGAAAUCGGGGAACAGUUCUGGGGAAUUCGUUACGGAAUCGCCAGAAUGGAGUUCAUCGUUCUGCGAUUUUUGUCCUUCGAUAUUCAGUUUGAGGAUCCUUUUGUGGUUAGUUUUUUCAUAUAUUUUUCAGAAAGAAACGAAAAUUUUCAGCCCCUCGCUUUAUAUUUAGACGCCUUGAGAAGUUGGCUACCGCGGGAGUUCCAAGAAAAACAAGGUGAGUGAAAAAGAUCAAUUCAGGCGAAAAAACUGGAGUUCAAGGGCCAAAAUUGAGGGCCAGAGUGGUCCCUAAAACUAAAAAGUUGAGAUUUGAGUACAUUCCGUUCAAUGAAAAGAUAGGACCCCCCCUCGAUUUUGAACUUUCUGCCAAAAUACGGAAAGAUAUCGAAAAUCUGUGAAUGCCAUUCGAUUCAGAGUACAAAAUAACCCCCAGAGCCAAACUUUCAUUCUCCUAGCACUUUUCCUACGAAAAUGUCAUCGAAAAAACGGUUUUUGGACCGUUCAAUAAGGAUAGGACCACCUGGAAAUUUUGAGUUUCAUUGGUAUUUUUCGGUCAAUUUCUCUUUUCGAUAAGUGGUUUUUUCGUUUUCAUAUCAUUUGUUUUCCAACUUUUCUACGGUUUUCUUUUCAUAUCUUCUAGAUUUAAAAAAAUUUUAUAUCGAAAAUAGGGAAAAAUGACGUUUUUUGAGGUUGCAUCAUAAUAUUCGAGCGAGUGAAUUUUUCCAGUACUCUGAAUGAACUUAUCUGAUUAACAGAGACUUUGCAACAUUCAGAAAAACAAAAAGAAGUUUGAAAAACGUUCGUUUAAAAGUUAAAAAACCAAUUAAAAGACAAGUGCAAAAAAGUCGCCGUAGGAUUUUUCGUUUUCUCAACGAUUCCCGUCUUUUUUUUACGAGUUGUUAAAAAUUUAUUGUUAGAAAAAUCGUAAAAGCUUUCCGGGCGCGUCUGGAGAUGUGUUACCAUUGUAUUGAUCUGAAAAAUCAGUCUCCUUUUCUUGUUUUUUUUUUCAAAUUAUAAGCCUGAUUUCCCUUAUCUUUACCUUUAAAGUGAAGUUUCUUGAUUUUUUCUUUACCUUCAUAAGACCCUUAGUCAGGAUUGAGGUUCAAAAAAAAAAUUGAAGCUGAAAUUUUGUAAGGAGUAGGAUUACGAGUAGUAUAAUUUUCAAAGAAAUGUUUCAAAAGCCGUCUUUUUUCCUUUUUAUAUUAGAAACUUAAGGUUCUUUAAAACACAGAACCCUUAAAUAACCAAAAAAAUGAAACUGAAAAAAACGGCUCUUCGCUUCGAGACCCUUGUUCUGUAAAAAUUUUGAGUGUAUCGGUUUAUUUUUUUCAUUUUUGAAGCUAAGGUUCAAAGAAGAAUAUAAUUUGUUGCAUGAGAGUUUGAUACCAACCAAAUUUUCAAUUGAAAAAAAAUCUAUUGUCAUAAUCUUUUUAUAAUGAAUUCAAAGCCGAAAAUACCGCCCAUAACUCGCUCACAAGGAAGGUUAUUUCCAUUUGUGGUUGAGAAUUUUCUGAAAAAUGGCCAGAACACUCCUUGAUGUACCAGAAAAGAUUCUGAGAGUCGCAACCUCCAAAAUUUUCUACUUUUUGAGAAAAGACACCUUAAAGUUGAAUAAAAGCUUCAAAACCCGGUAAAGUAGGUCUUUUGGGGCUUUGAGAUGUCUUUUCUCGAAAACUAGAAAGUUAUGCAGGUUGAGACUUCCAGAAUCUUUUCCUGUUAUAGUCUAUUCCGCGCCAGCUUGUCACGUUUUUCUUCCCGCCAAAAAGACCGUAUACCAAAUUAGAUCAAAUUUCUGUUUUUAUAACGGCAAGAAACAAUGAUCUUGAAGCGAAAGGUGGUUAAAAUUGACCUGGCCUUUUGGCUGAAAGAAAAACGUGACAAGCUGGCGCGGAAUGGCCUAUACUCCAAGAGGGUUUUUGGUUAACUUUCAGGAAAAAAAGCAUAACCAGAAGUUGAAAUGACCUACCUUCUAAGAAAGAAUUAUUUGACCUUUUCGAAUUUUCCGUCACUUUUCAGUGAUCGAGUCCUGCAAUGCGGUGAUGCGCGAUUGCUUCACAUUUCCACGGCUUUUCGAAGAACGGAAGGUACACGAAAUCGCGAUCGCCGUCCUCUGCUUCGUCCUACGGGGAAAGGACAUCGAGCUGCCCAGGACUUCCAAGCCCUGGUUUCAGGUAUUUUUUACCUUGAUUUUGGAUAACUUGUGAAUUUCCUGCUUCCGAGUAUUGAAUAAUUUGUCAUAUUUUUUUUGUCACAAAAAGUGGUCCUAAUGAACGAGAAGGGAGCCGAUAAUUGGUCCUGCACCUUUAAUAACAAGCUUUAUGGGGCCUGGGACUGUUUUUUGAGCUCCUCUAGAAGAUUUUAAUGGACUUGGAUUUUUUCAAGGGACUUAAAAUGAGCAUAGAAGUCAAAAGGAAGGUUCUUCGAACAUUUUUUUCUGAACAUUUGGGUUUUUUCAUGACUUUAACGGCUGGGGGUGGUGGUACCUCAAAUCAGAAGUUUGUAGUUUGAAAUAUUUUUCCAGAGAAAGUGACGUAAAACUUAAUUUUUUUACGUAAAAAAAGGUAAUUAGGUUCGGACUGAACAAAAAAAGUUACGCGCUUAUUUCUGUAACUAACUUCCCAUUUUGAUGCAAGAUAAUUGAAAAAAAUGGUUCUUGAAAAAUAUUUUUUUAAAAAAAUUUGAGCCCUUUUUUUCCUUCAUUUUUCUCAUUAACAGGCGGUGCUUCAAUCUGUAGUUUGAUGAUACUUUUUUUGUUUUAAAAUUGAGUUUUUGGCCCUUAAAUUGUCAGUUCAUUGGAGAAAUGGCUUAAAUUACUUCUAUGAAGUCAGUUUUUAGGUUUAGAAGUCAUUUUUUCAAUUUGUAGGUUUUUUUUCCAUUUUUUCAAAGUUGAUAGGAGUUUUCAAGCGUUAGAAAAAUGUUCGGGCGAAUAGGAUUUGAAUAAAUUUGUGUUUUAUGGAAAACUUCACAUUUUGAUGUCUGUAUUAUUCUUCCAAAAUGAAAGGAACCGAAUUAAAAUAGUAUUUUUUUGGACUUUUUUUGGCUUUUUAGUUGAGAUUUAGGGGUCAUUGAGUGAAAAAAAUAAUCAAAAAAAGGGCAUAAAUUUUUUUCAAUGAAUAUGUAUAAUAUUGAAAUUUGAAAGCCACAUUUUGAACUUAAAGGCUUUUUUCCUAUUUUUUGAAGUUCAUGGGAUUCUUUCCGAUUCAAAAAAAUAUUCGUAGGGCUAGGAUUAGAAUAAAUUUGUAUCUUCUGGGAAAAAUCAGAGUUUGAUGACGGUUUUCCUCUUCAAAAAUUAAAAAAAACGGUUAUUUUUCACCAAAACUCGAUUUGAUCUCCUUCAAGCUCAUUUUUUUCAGAAGCUCUACAAAAGCUCGCUUUCUUCCCGGAGAGUGAGAAAACUCGAGAAGGUCAUUGCGACGGAAGUCUACGGGCUGCAGCUUGAAGAAUCGCCCGAAAAAAUUAAAUCUAAUUGA